UUGUGUCCCUAUAAAUCCAUUUCCAGGCACGCCCGUGUUAUCUCGGCUCGAUUCAGCUACACACCAUCCAGUUCGACGUUGUUUGCUCUCUCACCACUGCUACAGUACACGAUCCCUGAGAAUCUCGGCCUUUUCGUAGCGUCGUUGAACGAUUCACAACUACGGAAUGAUCCACGACUUGCCGGCUUCAAUCCACAACUGGCACGUCUUCAAACUGCCAUCGGCAACAUGCUGCACCUCAUCGAGAGCGAUCCGAAAUGGUUCGAGAAAGUCAUAUCGGUGCCCCGGCCAGUGGAUACCGACGUUGUGAAGGAACUGUCGGCUUUAGAGCCAACAGUCCGGCCACUCCCUCUCAUGGGACUAGUGGAAGAGCAGCCAGUUCAGGAUGAUUCUUCGGCCGAUUCUGCGUUCCACAGUGCGACAGCCGUGGAAGAGAUACCGCCUGUACGCGAGGUGCUGGACAAGCCACGGUUAUCAGAUCGUACCCGGAGCGAUUCGAUUCAUUUGCAUGGUGAAAUGGUUGCGGUGAUCGAACCGCUAGGCGAGAAACAUCAACAAGCCAACAGCGACGACUCAGGAAUGGUCAGUGAUCUGACCAGUGGCCAAUUGUCCACCUAG
Cooperia oncophora is the source of this 618-nucleotide messenger RNA. The record is from the annotation of a GenBank genome assembly. Lineage: Eukaryota; Metazoa; Nematoda; Chromadorea; Rhabditida; Trichostrongylidae.